AUGACGAUUAUUUUAUCAAAUAACAAUUAUCUUUUUGGAGUUUUUACAGCUAUACCAUGGACUUCGGAUAAUUCCAACAAGAGUGUUGAAGCAGCAUUUUUAUUCAAUUUGACCAAUCCUCAGGGUAUUCCAUCAAAUAUAUACCGCAUCGUUCCUACUGAAGUAGGAAACGCAGUUCGUCAUUACAGUACAUUUGAUCCAAUAUUUGGAAAUGGUAGUGAUAUAUGUUUGGUAAGUUGUAGCUAUGUAAACAAUUUCAGUGAAACUAAUUUCCCAAAAUCAUACGUCGAUACAACUGAAAAAAAAGAUUAGUACAUUUAUUAGAGCUCGAAAUUUUAUUACAUUUUACAUUGAAGUUACCAAAUUAGUUUAAUUUAUGUUUCUCGCUGCUAUUUCUUUAUUUUCGUUGAUGAAACAGAACUUUUUUUUAUUAAUGAUUACUUCAAUAUUUAAAUCUAUUUAAUUGAGAAAAUAUUAGAUAAGCUGACAAUAAGUGCAUGUUUUGUAUUCUAUAUAGAGUAUAUUUUACAAAAAAUAAUAAUUAAAAUGAGAAUGAUUAUCAUUGACAUGAUAAAAUAGAAACACAACUUUUUAUUUCUUGUUUGGAAAUUACUCAAUGUAAUGAAUGUCAUUUAGACAGAUUGAGAACGACUUGAAUCUUAGGUAUUUUCCUUUGAAAAAUCUAUUGAUGAUGUUGAUACGACCAGUAUCUUGUGUAUUCAAUAGUAAAAUUCGUAUAGAUUUAAAAGUCUGCAAGUAUUUUAGAGACAGAAUGAAUUUAUUCAUUAUCAUAGAUUAACUUACAGAAAUCGAUGUUACAGGUUUCAAUGAAAUAUUAUUUGUGCUUAGCUUUAAUUAAAACGUGAAAAUGCUACAAAAAUCGGUUUCUAAAUCUGUUGCCUUGUUGAAAUACUUAAUUUACAAGAGAAGCAUCUUCAAAUUAAAUAUGAAGAGUAAAAAUCUAGUACCCAUACUUACUUGGCUAUCUGAGAGUUUAAUCAAUCGAUGACUUACUUAGUUUUUACAACUAUUAUAGAAGAAAGGAUUCUGUGAAUUUUUAGGCACAUCACUCAAAAAAACUGUUCUUGCAUUCUCGACAUGUUUUAGCUUUUCUGAGUGCAUCACUACCAAAAACUCUGUUACUUCUUUGAUAAUGAUAUAAGACUUUUUCUCUGAUAGCAUUAUAAAUAUAUUUUGAAUAAUACAAAGAUCGAUACCCGAAUUUUACAUAGCUACUCAGAAUUUCUAUUCGAUAGAUUUAGGAAAGAAUAAUAAAAUCAAUUUUAUGAAUCUGUUUUUGUCCCUUUACUUAUUCUUGAAAAAAGUCAGUAAAAUUUUCAAAGAAGUUAUAUUUUUCCGUCAAUAGAUAAUCAUAUGCUGAUAUAUAUCGGAUAAGAACUUAUUCCAUAGGAUGAAGAUUAUCGCAUAGAUGAGAGUUGGCGAAGAACAUCCUUCGUUUUACUCCCAAUCAUCCACACCCACACUCUGAAUAAAAAUUCAUAUUUUAGCAUGAUCACAAAACUCGCCUAACGUUACUUGUUUAAUAAUAAUUGCGUGCGCAAGUAUGAGGAAGGAUCUUCUCCGAAAAUUCUUAACAUCUAACACACAGCAAUGAGGUUUACACAAAAUGCAUAGAUAUUUUAAAUAAUACUCUUUAUAAACGAAUCAUAAGUGAUGUUGUUGGGAUCAUCAAACGAAAUUAAGGAACGAUUUGAUAGAAAAAGCAAAGACUCCAAGUGAUAAUGUUUAGAAACAAUCUCGAAAUUGCUGAAACCAAAUCAAAUUGAUGAAGCUUUGAAGGAAGUCAAACAUUUGACAGAAAAUAAAAUGAAACGCUUCUUAAGUGGUGUCAAAUCUAUUUUGAAUACGAAAAUAAUUUAUGGAUCUGAUACAAAGAAGCACAUUCA
Molecule: messenger RNA, 1907 nt
Organism: Rotaria sp. Silwood2
Lineage: Eukaryota; Metazoa; Rotifera; Eurotatoria; Philodinida; Philodinidae
Source: the annotation of a GenBank genome assembly